GUUCAUUACAAGGAACCCGUCCUCACGUUUUCCGCCCAGAAUUUCCAAUUUCAACUCCUUCCCGCCAAUUCAUCUCUCCUCUUCUCCCUCCCUUCCGCCCCCCUCUCACUCAGUCACUCCCACACAUUCAAGUUCACCAAACAAACAAAAAUGGAACCCAAUGAAACCUCAGAAAACCCUAAAAAUGUCUACCACAUCGGAGGAAUUCCCGUGGAAUUCCCUUACAAACCCUAUGGAUCUCAGCUUGCAUUCAUGGGUCGCGUCAUUUCUACGCUUGAUCGCGCUCAAAAGGAUGGCCAUUGCCAUGCGCUCCUCGAAUCUCCUACUGGAACUGGCAAGUCUCUCUCUCUCCUCUGCUCUACCCUUGCAUGGCAGCGCCAUCGUCGUAAAAUUUGCUCCAAUCUUCAGCAGCAGCCGCAGUCCAAACCCGAUCCUAGAGCUUCUUCUGAUCCUCUUAAUCAUGGUGGCGGUUUCGUCCUUGAUUCUCAGCUCUCCGAGACUUCAACACCAGAGGCAGCUCCACUUGCAACGAAAAACAAGAAAUCAGUGCCCACCAUAUUCUAUGCCACGAGAACUCAUUCUCAAAUCUCUCAAGUUAUCCGUGAAUACCGCAAGACUACUUACAGGGUCCCGAUGGCUGUUUUGGCAUCAAGGAAACAUUAUUGCACUAACGCAAGGGUACGUAAUGGAGAUAACCUCGAUGAGGAAUGCAAGUUACUUCUUAAGGACAAGGAAACUGGGUGUACACAGUUCAAAAAUGCUCAUAGAGUUAAAAGCCACCCAUCCCUCCAGAAAGGUGGCUGUCAUGAGGCUCAUGAUAUUGAAGAUCUUGUCAAAGUUGGAAAAACAGUAAAAGGUUGCUCAUAUUUUGCAGCGCGUUCAUUGGCUGAUGAUGCAAAUAUCGUUUUUUGCCCGUAUAGUUAUAUUAUCAAUCCAAUUACCCGGAGAGCAAUGGAAGUUGAUAUCAAGGGAGCUAUCCUUGUUCUUGAUGAAGCCCAUAAUAUAGAGGACAUAUCUCGUGACGCUGGUAGUGUGGAUGUUGAUGAGGAUGCUUUGCAAAAAUUGCAGAUGGAGCUAGGUCAACUCUGUGCAGGUGACACGUUGACUUAUCAGCCCCUGUAUGAAAUGGUCCAGGACGUCUUAAGCUGGAUGGAGCGUCGAAAAGGAGCCUUAGAAAAGCGUGAGUUUCAGCGCUAUGUUUCAUGUUGGACAGGAGAUAAGGCUCGAAUGGAGCUCCAGGAGGCAAACAUCUCGCAACAGUGCUUUCUAAUCUUGAAAGAGUGUGCUACGAAGGCUAUUAAAGCCGCUUCAGACAGUGAAUCAGGCUUAGCUCAUUUAAGUGGUAUUUCAGCAAUUACAUUGGAAGGUCUUUUUUGUUCACUUGCAUACUUUUUUCAGGGAGAUGGGAUUCACAUGAAUGAUUACCAACUUGUUGUACAACGACUUAUUAAGAAAGAUACCGGUAGCUGGACACUUACUUUCAGUUUGUGGUGCUUGAACCCAGCUGUUGUAUUCAGAGAGAUUUCUGAUCUUUCGUUAUCAGUGAUUUUAACAUCUGGGACUCUAUCACCAAUGAAUUCAUUUUCAUCUGAACUUGGGAUCCCAUUUGAUACUCUUCUAGAGGCACCACAUGUGAUUGACGUUGAAUCUCAGGUUUGGGCUUCUAUAAUUUCUACUGGUCCACAUGAUUAUCGUUUAAAUGCAAGCUAUAAGACAGCUGAUGGAUAUGCCUUUCAGGAUGCUGUUGGUAAAGCCCUGGAGGAGCUGUUCAAGGUUGUUCCCGGUGGUUCACUCGUGUUCUUCCCAAGCUAUAAGUUAAUGGAUAAGCUUUGUAAAAGGUGGACUGAAACAGGCCAGUGGUCUCGGAUGAAUGCUAGAAAACCUGUCUUUGUUGAGCCCAGAGGAGGAAGCCAGGAGGAGUUAGAAACUGUUCUGAGAGGUUAUUACAGUGCAAUUCAUCAAGACACAAAGCCAGCUCUUGGAAAAAGGAGAAAGGCUAAGAAAGUUAACUCUGAUGGUUUUGCUGCAGCUAAGUCAGUUGAAGACUGUAAGGAGGGGGCUGCAUUUCUCGCUGUUUGCCGAGGAAAGGUCUCUGAAGGAAUUGACUUUUCAGAUGAAAAUGCUCGUGCUGUUAUAAUUAUCGGUAUUCCUUUUCCAAAUAUAUAUGAUGUCCAAGUUGCAGAAAAGAAGAAGUAUAAUGACACAUAUAAAAGCUCCAAGAAUCUUCUGAGUGGUAGCGACUGGUACUGCCAGCAAGCCUUCAGAGCACUAAAUCAGGCUGCAGGCAGAUGUAUACGGCACAGGCAUGAUUAUGGGGCUAUAAUCUUCUUAGAUGAGAGAUUCAGUGAGGAAAGAAAUACAAUCUACAUCUCAAAGUGGCUGAGGAAAUCAAUCAGAACAUAUGAGAACUUUGAAACAUCAGUUGAUAGAUUGAAAUCCUUCUUCUGUAACACUAAGGAGAGGAUUGGCAAUUCUAGUAAGGUACAAGAUCCUGUUGCUGAUUUAGAAAAUAUUCCUCCUGAUGAUUCUGUUAAAAAACCCAUCGCAAAGAAAAGCCAGGCAUUGACCAAAUCACAAGUCAGCGAAAAGAGAUUUGUUUCUGGCAGCAUGAAGAUGCCAUCUGCUAGACGUUCUCAUUGUCUAUCAGGCUCAGCUGACACAGGCUCUGGUUAUAUGUCAGUGAGAUCUCAAAGCAAUGAUGGAAUUCAAGAGUCUGCACCAGUAAAUGAGGAAGAUAUUGACAACCAGAAAGAGAUUGACAUUGAUUGCCAUAGUGGGGAGGUUCUGAGGUGCUGGGGAAAUCCGUGCGCAGCAAAUAUUGAAGAAAGGCUAGAAGUUUCUUUCGUUAAGGAGACUCCUACAAGUGGAAACUACACUGUAGCUAGUCCUGAAGGAACCAUGAAUGAGGACAAUUCUCAUUCCACUGUAAUCCAGAUCUUUGAUGAGUUUGAUCAAGCAAGUCACGUGUCUUUAACAGACUCUGCUCAAUUUCCUUCAAAAGUGAUGUGUGCUGAAGUCACUCCAGAGAGAAGUGGCAUAGAAAACACCAAAGGGUUAACUCAGAAAAUAGAAUCAUCCGCAAAUUUGAGUGUUAAUUCUCAUGCCCAUAAAAGGCGGAUGUUGCUUAAUUCACAGCAGAUGAACUCGAUUCAGAAGAUGAAGUUUGACAUGGUGACUGUAGAAAAUACCGAGGACUUAAGCAUGACUGAUUAUUCCGUGUUAACUGACAAUGAAAAUCAAAGAACAAGAAAUUCGGAGGUUAAUUUCUCAGCAUGUGAACUUAAGCCUAGCAUUCAAUUUUCCAUGGCGAAUGAGGGUGAUCUAUUUUCCAAAAGUGGCAGUCUCAGUCUGGAUCAAAGAUUACAAAUAUUUUGUUCACUCUGCAGAAACCCACUAGGACUUCCUGGAAACAGCUCAUAUGUCACAUGUUUCUUGACAUCACUAUCAAAAAUUGUCUUGACUAGUUUAUUCAAAGGAAAUGAGCAAGGAUCUCGACAGACUUCACCAUCUCUUGUGCCAGUUCUGAUAGUGGAUAUUUUGUCAGUUGAUCAGAGACUUUAUAACAGGAAUAACAAAGAUAUCCCAAGACAGGGUAUCUGGUGCCAGGAAGAUGGAUGUGUAUACAAAUCCAUAUUCUGCCCUUUCUGCAUUUCUCCCAACCAUUGUCUAGGAGUGCACAUCAUGGCUGCUGAUGCGUCCAACAUCCAGUUGAUUGGUAAGGUACUCUUUUACUAUGAUCGUCUGGACGUUAAGAGUUGCCCAGGAUUAGAGAGCAAGGAAUCUUUGAUCGAUAACAUAAUAUGUCCAGAUCAAACAGUUGAUAUAAAUUCCAUUAGAAAAUAUGAAUAUCGGUCUCAGCAAAACAGUCCAGGGAGCUGGAGAACGACAAAAGUAAAGUCAAGACUUGUCAAGAGGAGCCCCAUGUCACAGUUCUAGACAAAGUUUCUUAAUCAUUGUGGAAUCAGGAAUGAAGUACUGGGUCUAGUAAAGCUAGACUACUGGGUCUAGUAAAGCUAGACUCUGUGCAGCUCUUGUAUAACACUUCAAUGUAACAUUCAUUAUGGUUUUCAUGGUCAAGGACACGAAAUUGAUUGAUAGGUUGACUUGAGCUAUAACACCCUUUGGCAGCGGGUUGAUAGAUGUGCUUCUUAUAUGUAAAGUUAAAAGUUCUGAACAAAAUCUCAGUGGAGAUGGUAACAUUUCCAUAAGAUUUUUGGCAUAGGAAUGUAUAGUUAGUUGAGUGGAAAUUAGUAAUGUACAAAUUGGUUGAAGUUAUAGUGCCCUCUUGAGCGUUAGCUUUGUAAAUUAUUGAUACUGCUAAUUGCAGGUGCUCAUAGCAACAUGCAUUAUAUUCUUAGAUCA
Messenger RNA from Beta vulgaris subsp. vulgaris (sugar beet), 4362 nucleotides. RefSeq lists its product as uncharacterized. Gene Ontology annotation, molecular function: DNA binding; ATP binding; DNA helicase activity. Gene Ontology annotation, biological process: nucleotide-excision repair; double-strand break repair involved in meiotic recombination. Gene Ontology annotation, cellular component: nucleus. The record is from RefSeq and is a predicted model, not a curated record. NCBI's taxonomy places the organism in Eukaryota, Viridiplantae, Streptophyta, Magnoliopsida, Caryophyllales, Amaranthaceae. The transcript is spliced from 28 exons. Bases 151 to 3936 code for a protein of 1261 amino acids.